Molecule: messenger RNA, 351 nt
Organism: Knipowitschia caucasica
Lineage: Eukaryota; Metazoa; Chordata; Actinopteri; Gobiiformes; Gobiidae
Source: the annotation of a GenBank genome assembly
AUGUACAACAGACCAAAUCUGAGUGAGUCCUCCAGUUCAAACCAGACCCCGGCUCAGAGCCAGUCUCCUGCCCCGGGCCAGCCCAACCCCCAGCCCCUAAGCGAUAACCCCAGCCUGGCUAAGGUGCAGCUGGUCAUGGCCAGAGUGCUACUGCUUCAGGAAGACGUGGACGAAUUUGUUGGUAAAAAAUCAGACAAGAGUUAUCGAUGUUUGGAAGAACUGCUUACCAAAGAGCUUCUAGUGUUGGACUCUGUGGAGACUCAGGGACAAGAAAACGUUCGUCAGGCAAGAAAGGAGGCUGUCCAGAGGAUCCAGGCCAUAUUGGACCGACUGGAGAAGAAGGCCUUCUGA